Molecule: messenger RNA, 639 nt
Organism: Peronospora matthiolae
Lineage: Eukaryota; Oomycota; Peronosporomycetes; Peronosporales; Peronosporaceae
Source: the annotation of a GenBank genome assembly
AUGCGAUGCGCGAGCAAGGCCUCCGAGAGCGCGUCCGCACGUCUCUGUGCGGACGCCGAAGCAGAAACAACAGCAACUGAUGUCUCAUCGGUUGCUGAAGCGACUCAGUCUGUGUCACUUGGUGAUGCAGGCGCUGGUCAUGAAGACACUCAUGUCUUCACAGAGUAUGAGCUCGGAGUCUCAUACUCUCCUGAUACGGAAGACGGAUCCGUAUCGACGGCGAUUGAAUCUAAGCCGCCUGCCAAGCGUGGCAUGGACGAUGCUUUGCGUCGCAGCAUCUUUGGUUCAUCUGAUGAGUCAGAUGAACCAUCGCCGAAGCGAAGGCGCUCGAGGUCGCAAGACUCGGGCGCUCACAGUGGUGUCGGUUCUCCUAUUGACACCACUUCGCAACGAGGUACCAGUCCUUCUGUCGGCACGUCGCAGGAAGAGCGGAACCGCAGUGUGUUGCGUCUCGCUCCUGAAAAGAAAGCAUGGCUGCCUCCAAAUUCGGUCAUGGAUCGCUUGUCGGCGACGACAAGUGAUCGCUAUCGAACACGAUUGUUCGAUUCAUCAAGGAUCCAUUACCUUGACCCCAGUGCGAAAAACUAUCGCGCUGAGAAUGAUUCCUUCAUCGAUGCUCUGUUUAGACAUCGAUGGUAG